This is a messenger RNA of Fundulus heteroclitus (mummichog), 4345 nucleotides long. It is a transcript of the gene cacng7b, whose product is annotated as calcium channel, voltage-dependent, gamma subunit 7b. The transcript has 6 exons. Bases 284 to 1309 code for a protein of 341 amino acids. Gene Ontology annotation, biological process: calcium ion transport; positive regulation of synaptic transmission, glutamatergic; neurotransmitter receptor transport, postsynaptic endosome to lysosome. Gene Ontology annotation, cellular component: AMPA glutamate receptor complex; postsynaptic density membrane. The record is from RefSeq and is a predicted model, not a curated record. Gene Ontology annotation, molecular function: channel regulator activity; voltage-gated calcium channel activity. Lineage: Eukaryota; Metazoa; Chordata; Actinopteri; Cyprinodontiformes; Fundulidae.
CCUGCCCCCGCUACAGCAUCUCUCUGUGUUUGUAGCCAAAGUAGCUCAGUGAACGAUCCACCGCAGUGCCUGGGACAGACUGCGUGGAAGAGGGAGAGAAACGGGAUUUCGAGGAUGGGAAGGGGGACUUAAGGGUAAACACCCAGAAAAGGAAACAGAGGAGGGAAUAGAAGAAAGGAAAGAGAGGAGAAGAGCAAAGGACAAAAAAAAAGAACCAACACAGCCUCCCCUGGUGUGGGGUUUCUUGGCUUACUGACGUGUCUGCACGACUCUCGGUGGCACUAUGAGUUCAUGCAGCAGCCGUGCAUUGACCAUCCUGUCUACAGUGUUUGGAGCCUGCGGACUGCUGCUGGUGGGGGUGGCUGUGUCCACUGACUACUGGCUGAUAAUGGUGGAGGGAAUCAUCCUGCAGCAGAACCAGAGCAUGGAGGUGAAGAUGGCUCUGCACUCUGGCCUCUGGAGAGUUUGCUUUGUGGCUGGAUCAGAGAACGGGAGGUGUGUUGCGUCGGAGUACUUCACCGAGCCCGAAAUAGAGAUCACCACCGAAAACACUGCCAACAUCCUGAAGAUGGUGCGUACGGCCACACCCUUCCCCAUGGUGUCUCUGCUCUUCGUCUUCACGGCCUUCGUCAUCAGCAACAUCGGACAUAUCCGGCCUCAACGUACCAUCCUGGCCUUUGUGUCCGGCAUCUUCUUCAUUCUUUCAGGCCUCAGUCUGGUGGUGGGCCUGGUACUCUACAUCUCCAGUAUUAACGACGAGGUGAUGAACCGGCCCAGAGAGCCCGAGCAGUUCUUCAAUUACCACUACGGCUGGUCUUUCGCCUUCGCUGCCUCUUCCUUCUUACUCAAAGAGGGGGCCGGAGUUCUAUCAGUCUAUCUAUUCAUGAAGCGCUACGCUGAGGAAGAGAUGUACCGCCCCCACCCUGCGAUCUACCGCCCCCGCUUGUCCGAGGGCAGCGACUAUAGCGGCCAGUACCUCCACCCGGAGUCCUCCUGGCCUCCGCCAAAGAGAGGCCGCCGGACCUCGGAGGCCUCGAGUGACAUCUCUAUCCAGCUUAACCAGACUCCACCAGGACCACCAAAAUGUACCCUCCAAGUUGGUGGCCAGGGGAGCCCUCCUUCUGUGUCUUCUUCUGCAGGGAGCUACCAGAUGCAGCCACAGCCCUCUGGUUACCCGUCCACACACACCCUACCCAGGUCCCACUCCUCACACCCUCAGGGCCAGGCUCUUCCUAUGACCAUGCCGCCAUCACCUGUACCUCCCCCUCACUAUCACACACAUGUGCACAUGAGCGCCUCCCCCUGUUAGGAAAAGGGAGCAUCAGGACAGGAAUACGAGCCACUGACUCUUCAUUAUCAAAUAUACUGAACAUUUAGAUUUGGAUCAGAGUAAACGCUGAGCUUUGAUCGCGCAUCAAAUGAAGCAGAAAAAUGUAGCUUUGAGACAUUACAAAUCAAAGAAAGAGAAGGAGAGGUCUUUUUUAUGGAUUUCAGAUGACUUCAGAGAAACUGUGAGAGACGGAAAGAAUAAGGAAAAAAAACAAAGAAAAAUGCAGUUUAAAAAAAAGUCAUCUGGUGACGUUAGAAAGAGGCAAACUGUUCUCUAGAAAGACGUUAGAGGUUAAGCUGAUUGGCAGAGCAGGUAUAAGGGAGGGAGAGUGAAGCAGGGAGGCUGCGGUAUUAUACAAAGAUGCUGCAGUGCUGCAGGACUCUGUAUACACUUGGAAAUGUACAAUGCAAAACACUGAUCUGAAAAGACUGAGAAUGCACAUAGAUUUUUACAUGUAUAAGUCAUGCCAACAUGUGGACUACUUACGUUUUUACCAAUUGGUAAUGUAUGGUUAAAUAUAUGAUAUUCUUGUCUGAAUUUAUUACAUCAUCAGUUCGAUUUCAUAACCCAUAAUGUCAUGAUAGUGCCCUCUGUGUUAUUAAGUAUUAGUUAAUACGGCAUCUGUUAAACGAAUCUGCACAGAAUGAAUGUUGUUAGGCUUCUUAACAUACAGAGAUAACAUUAAGAAAUAUCAUGCAAACAACUUAUUGUUUUAUGUAUUUAAGAUACAGAUCUUUAGCUUCUUGUACAUAGCUGCACAUCAGGAUUUGGGUUGUGAAAUUGCAAAUUAAGCUUUUGCACAAGUCACAAUGAGAAAAUGUUUUUACUCGUUCAACUUUGGAUAUCAGAGAAGCAGAUGUAAUAACGUCCUCUGAUGCAGAGCAUGCUGAUUUGCUCCAGGGUUACAGGAAAAUAGUGCCAUCUGCUGGCCGCAGCCGUGAAGACACCCCUGGAUCAAAGGCGUUUGGAUCACAACUUUUCUUCCACUUUUUUUCUUCUUCUGGGCUGUACUGUGUGUAUUUACUUGAAGGAAGUGAUUGAAGGUUUUGUCAAUUUUAAAUUGUAAACCCAUAAAUAUCCAGAAUUAUUGGACACACAUUAAGGACUGUGCAACAAAGACUCAACAGAAAACCUGGUUGAUAAUGUCUUUAAAUCUAUGAACACAUUUGUAAAAGCCACAUGCCACAAGUAUUUGUUACAUUUGCAAAUGUAUCAUAACCCCACUGUUUUUCUCUCGCAGAUCUUAGUCCAGUUAUGCCAUGAAAUCAACAGUUUAUUUUCUUUAUUUUGCUUUAUUUUAAAAUACUAAAAAAAAAAAAAAAAACAUGCCAAAAAAUGAUUAGGCAUUUAUGCAGUUGUUAUACAUGGUUGGAUUUAAAUCAUGAGUAGGUAAAAUAAAUUGUUUCAAAACUAAAUAAACAAUUCUGCAAUGGCCACAAAUCUACUCUACAGAAAUUCUUCUCUUAAAAAUUUCACAACCAUUUUAAUAGUAAACCAAUUUCAUACAAAUAUUUUAAACUCAUCAAGUAGAUUAAAUAUCAAACCUUACUUGCUAAACAUUUUUACAGAACCAAACAUCAAUCCUAACAUCCAUCUCCCACUAUGCAUCUAAUUAUGAAAUUUUAUAAAAAACUAAAUAACGUUUUUCAAAGCAAUUGACGAGCUUUCCUAAUCACACAUGCACAAUGGUUUGCAGAGAUAUUUAUACACAUUUUGUCAUAUUACAACUAGAAACGUAUAUCUAUUUAUUGUUGUCUUACAUGAUAGACCAACACAAAGCAAGAAUGCAUUUUUCACAAAAUAAACAAAAAAAAAAAAAUCCAGAAGGUUUUGCAAGUAUUAUGUGUUCAUGAUGAUGUGCAGUGGUAGUUUUACACUACACAUAGAGCUUGGCAUGGACACUAUUUUUAUUUUUUUAUUGUCUCAUCUGAACAGAACAUUUUCUAUCAUAUGUGCAUUUAUCACCAACACGGCUUGUGGCAAACUGCAAACAUUUUUUUUUCUUCUGGCCACAGAUCCACAGAGACCAGACUUGUUGAGGGCAUGAAUAACACAUGGAGUCAAUUUAAUCACCCACCUGAACUUUAUAACCUAAACCUGCUUCUGAAUGUAGAUCCCCCUUUUAGGAAUUAAUUUUACAAAUAUAUGCUUUGUUUUGGUCUAUUAUAUAAGAUCCAACUAAAAUACAUUGAAUGUGGUAUGAAUACAUUUAAAAGGUAGUGUAGUAUGUUAUAUCCGAGCCCAAAUUUAGAAGAAUUGAUUUUAAUUGAUAUUUGAAGCGAUUGCAACUUACUUCUCAUAGAGGGAACAAAUUAAACGUGUUUCAUGAGUACCUCAGGUUAAGCUGUUCCACCUAAUUACUUUAUAAUAGCACAUGAGGCACCAACAGCCAGAUUUAAUUACUAAUAUUAAUGUUUUUUUGGUUUAUUACUGUUGGCCCAAGUCAUGUGAGGGAACAAGGAUGAAUAACACACAGAGAAUAAAAAUUCAGAAUCCCAAAAUGCCCUUUUUCGACCCAUCCUCAUGCACAGCUCCCAGGAAGGAGGAUUCUCACAGCUGGAAUUCCCGUGACCUCAUAGAGCUACAAAACUCUGGUGCACAGCAGCUCCCUUCCUCUUUGUCUGCAGCCAUCCAAAGGCUGUAUCGGUGAGGACAUAUGCAUGAACUCCUUGGUUUGCUGGCUGAGUAAAAGACUGCAUCUUUGAAGAAACCUUGAAUCCAAAAUAAGUACAGUCUGCUGUGUGUGCACCCAAUGACCCAAACCCAGACGAAAGUAAGACUAGCUGCCUAAACCUGGCUACUUGAGCACUUUCUGGGGGAAAAAAUCUGAAAUAAUUAUAGAUUUCCAUGGAAAGAGGGUGUCCUUAGUUUUGUCAACAAAGUGGUUUUCCCCACUACCUGAAGAAGAUGGCGCUAAGCCAGCUACCCUGCACCCUCCAAUGUGCGCCAGUCCGAGUGGACCCUUGCCCAAGCCGCCAUGUUUUCUCUGCUCAUCAGACCCCCCCACACAACUCA